CUUCAAUCGAAUUUAUAAUUAUUAUUUGAUUAGUCGCGAAACUGAAAACAAUGAAAAAUUUACUUAUUUUGAUGCUACUGUCGAUUUUAGUCGAUAAGAUUUCUGGGACGAUAACCUAUAAGACAAUCGUUGAAAAGUUUGCUGAAAAAGCAAGAAAGGCAGACGAAGGUGUAGACGUCGAUUGGAAAUCAAGGUUGGAGCCAUUGUUUAUACUCUGUGAUGACGUCACAGACAAUAUGAUUGAAAAAGUCUUACAUUCGUACAUAAUAAUUAAUAUCGAAACACCUAUAGUUAAUUUACUAAAAAAAGUCCCAAAAAAUAGUGUUGUCACAACGAUUCUCGCUGAGACGAAACAUAUUUUAAAAGUUCAAUGCGAUGUGAAUAAAUUGUGCACCAAUAUCAGUAGGCAAAUUAGAAUCGAUUCAACUGCUGUACAACCAAUUCAUCAUCCGGAUAAAGUAUAUAAUGCUUGGCAAAAAACAAGUCUUGAUCCAUUGCAUGUGAGAAACAUUGAACAAAGCUUACCCAUUAUGGAAACCAUUCUUGAAGAUUUGCAUGACGAAUUCGCAAGAUCAAUGAAUGACGUGAAUGCAGCUAAAGAGACAUUCAAAACGAAUACGCAGAAAAUUGUGAAUAUAUUCAAUAAUUGCAUAGAUCCAAAAGACAAACUGAGCAGUUUGAAAGAAAUCAUAGUUCGAUAUAAGCAAUCCCAGGAAUUAGUGUGGAAUCGUCUUAAACAUAGUGAGGAAGUCUUACGGAAAUACUAUUCACAGCGCAACGCAUGGGCUGAUAUUCUUAUGGAUAACAAAGGCUACAAACAACAUUAGCUUACAUUGGUUUCUUCUAAAAGAAAUGGAAAUAACGAUAUUUUAGUUCAUCUGCUGAAUUUAUUUUGAUAAAAAAUAACUAGAUAAGAUGGGUUGUUAAUUUCAUUGAAACAAUUGCUUAAAUUUAUCUCAAUAUCCAAAUGUUUUUUUCAAAUAAGCUCGCCUAGCUCAAGAAAUAAAAUUUCUCAAAUAUUUGUCA
Contarinia nasturtii (swede midge) is the source of this 1026-nucleotide messenger RNA. RefSeq lists its product as uncharacterized. The record is from RefSeq and is a predicted model, not a curated record. The transcript is spliced from 2 exons. Lineage: Eukaryota; Metazoa; Arthropoda; Insecta; Diptera; Cecidomyiidae. Bases 51 to 827 code for a protein of 258 amino acids.